AGUUAAACUAAGAAAAUCGCUCCAAGGCUCAGCACAAAAGGAUCUUUUCAUUCCUGCCCUUUCACCCACGUAGGGAACUAUGCCUUUGGAGGUGGUGGUGGAACUUCAGAUCCGGGCGAUUUCUUGCCCAGGGGUGUUCCUUCCUGACAAGCAUGAUGUGUUCCUUGGAGUUUACCUCCUGAAUCAGUACCUGGAAACAGACUGCUUUCCCUCUAUGUUCCCUAUUAUGAUUCAGCGAAGCAUGAGGUUUGAGAAGGUAUUUGAAAAUGCAAUAGAUCCUGGAGCUGUAGCAGACAUUUUAGAAAGCUUUCUAACCAGAUUUGAGUUAAUACAGCUAGUGCCUCCAGUGUGGCAAGAGUUGGCCUACUAUGAAGAAAACACACGGGACUUUCUCUUCCCUGAGCCACGGCUGACACCUUCGCACCCUGGGAUGUGUAGGGAGGUGCUCAUGAAGACAGUUGAAGGCUUUCCAGGGAUUGCUCCUAAAAUAGAGUUUUCUACAAGGACAGCCAUCAGAGAACGUGUGUUUCUGCAUAGAAACAGAUUUUUUGAAGAAAGAUGUAAGUCACGAAGGCCUUUAUCUACACCAAAAGGACCAAAAUUCCCCUUGAGUUGUGUAAAGAUGAAGCCAAGGGAGAGUAAUCUCAACAGCGUGGCCCCAGGCAUGCAGUCUCGGCCAUUCUCUCCAUAUUGGACCAGGCGUUUCUUCCAGGACCAGCCAGCUCAGCUGAACCUUGGAUAUACUUUCAAAAUACCUGGAGAAAGCAAACCUCCGUUUGUAGUAAGACAUGUGGACAGUGCAAAGCCCUUUGGUGAGAACAAUUCAGAGCAUCAUUCCCAGAAGUCUAGAAGAAAACCUAACUUUUCAAACCUUCCAUUUCCAGUGAGAAGAGCAUCUUCUCUUGACAGCCUUGCAGCUAAUGUGAAGGUUAUCAAAGAGCCAGAUGAACGGAUUGUUUUAAGGAAUGAAUCACCAUCAUCUUUAGAUUCAAGUAAGUUUGGAAAGCCCUCACCCAGUUACAGUAACCAAGGGGAUGCUGAUUUUCACCAGGAAACUUCAUUUGACACCUCCCAGCACUCCAGAUCUCCCAGCCCUCUUCUGGAUCAGCCCCUUCUCCGAGAAAGACCCCACCCCGGGUCCCAGGCCACAUGGAAGAAGAUCCAUGAAAGGGUCUGCGGUCUUCUGAUGUCCCACAGAGCUCAGCAACACCUAAACAAGGAAGAAUCCAUCUCUGAAGUAAAGAAUAUCCUCGACAGACCAGGCUACCCUCUGAAGAAAUACCGUGCACAUGAACAGAAAUAUUUUUAAGCUGCUGUCCUAUGGGAGACUGAAUGAAAGCUGCAGGAGUAUCAUGAAGAGCUCACUCAUUGAGUCAGCUGAACAACCAUUUUUGUUCUGUGUAUCAAAUCACCAGUGUCUGACCCCC
Dama dama (fallow deer) is the source of this 1427-nucleotide messenger RNA. It is a transcript of the gene SPATA6L, whose product is annotated as spermatogenesis associated 6 like. Gene Ontology annotation, biological process: spermatogenesis. The record is from RefSeq and is a predicted model, not a curated record. The transcript is spliced from 13 exons. Gene Ontology annotation, molecular function: myosin light chain binding. Lineage: Eukaryota; Metazoa; Chordata; Mammalia; Artiodactyla; Cervidae. Bases 80 to 1309 code for a protein of 409 amino acids.